Elaeis guineensis (African oil palm) is the source of this 2160-nucleotide messenger RNA. Lineage: Eukaryota; Viridiplantae; Streptophyta; Magnoliopsida; Arecales; Arecaceae. The record is from RefSeq and is a predicted model, not a curated record.
GUCCUGUGAAAAAAACCAAACCAUGCGCGCCAGCCUGACGAACCAAACCGCCCCGCACGCAGGAUCGGAUUCUUUCCGGUUUCCACUGCCCUUCGAGAGGCGGUUACUGGGACCUUUCUUUGUUCCAAACCCUAAGUUCCCCACCAGCUGGAAUCUCCCCACUUUCUCUGCGGCGUGAUGGAGAUCGCAGUCGCAUUCUCCGCCGAUUCACCGCCGCUUCCUGUCAUCGCCGCCGCGAGGAUCGCCGGCGUACCACUUUCCACCGACCCCAGCCUCCCUCCAGGCUCCGCGCCCGUUUUCCGCUUCGAUUCCGGAUUGAAAUUGCAAGGUACAAACACACUCCUACGCUAUAUCGGGCGGGUUGCAUCAAUUCCCAAUUUCUACGGCCAGGAUGCGCUUGAAUCAGGACAGAUUGAUGAAUGGCUUGACUAUGCUCCAAUCUUUCUUUCUGGCUCGGAAUUUGAGGGUGCUUGCAGCGACGUGGAUGGCUAUCUAUCUCUGCGGACUUUUUUAGUUGGCUACAGUUUGUCCAUUGCUGACAUAGCUGUAUGGUCGGGUCUUGCAGGCACUGGACAGAGAUGGGAAAGCCUUAGGAAAUCAAAGAAAUAUCAAAAUCUAGUUCGUUGGUUCAAUAGCAUAGCAGUGGAAUAUGGUCAUGCUCUCAAUGAAGUCACAGCUGCAUUUGUUGGGAAAAGAGGGUUAGGAAAGCCUGCGGCUAAACCUACUGGAGUAGUAUCAGGCAGUAAUCCAGAUUUAAAGGGAAAGGAGACAAAUGGGCCGGUUGUUUCGAAGGCAAAUACUGCUGGGUUUGAAGUAGAUCUUCCUGGUGCAAAAGUUGGGGAGGUGUGCUUGCGUUUUGCUCCAGAGCCUAGUGGGUACCUCCACAUUGGGCACUCAAAAGCUGCUCUUCUGAACCAGUACUUUGCUCAGAGAUAUCAAGGGCGGCUAAUUAUUCGCUUUGAUGACACAAAUCCUUCAAAAGAAAGCAAUGAAUUUGUGGAGAAUCUGCUGAAAGAUAUAGAGACUUUGGGCAUCAAAUAUGAUGCUGUUACUUACACAUCAGAUUAUUUCCCUCAGUUGAUGAAAAUGGCUGAAAACUUGAUUCUGAAGGGAAAAGCAUAUGUGGAUGAUACACCUCGGGAGCAGAUGCAGAAGGAGAGGAUGGAUGGCAUAGAAUCAAAAUGUAGGAAUAAUACUGUUGAUGAGAAUCUGGCAUUGUGGAAGGAGAUGAUUGCAGGGUCUGAAAGAGGUAUGCAAUGCUGUUUACGAGGUAAAUUGGACAUGCAGGACCCAAACAAGUCGCUUCGAGAUCCUGUUUAUUACCGUUACAAUCCGGAUCCUCAUCAUCGUAUCGGAUCCAAGUAUAAGGUCUAUCCAACCUAUGACUUUGCGUGUCCAUUUGUUGAUUCCAUAGAAGGUGUGACACAUGCCCUUCGGUCAAGUGAAUACCAUGAUCGCAAUGCACAGUAUCUUCAAAUUCUUGAGGAUAUGGGACUCCGCAAAGUCCAAAUAUAUGAAUUCAGCCGGUUGAAUAUGGUAUACACGCUUCUUAGCAAGCGUAAACUUCUUUGGUUUGUUCAAAAUGGGAAAGUUGAGGGAUGGGAUGAUCCUCGGUUCCCUACCGUGCAGGGCAUAGUGCGCAGAGGUUUGAAAAUUGAGGCAUUAAUACAGUUCAUUCUUCAACAGGGUGCUUCUAAAAAUCUGAACCUUAUGGAGUGGGACAAGCUGUGGACUAUCAAUAAGAAGAUCAUUGAUCCAAUAUGUCCAAGACAUACUGCUGUCCUUGAAGAAAAUCGUGUGAUGUUGCUUCUUACAGACGGUCCAGACGGUCCUGAGAAGCCAUUUGUCCGUAUCAUGCCUAGGCAUAAGAAAUUUGAGGGCGCUGGGACAAAAGCUACAACAUACACAAAGAGAAUAUGGAUAGACUAUGCGGAUGCAUUAUCUAUCACGGAGGGUGAGGAGGUAACAUUAAUGGAUUGGGGGAAUGCUAUCAUAAAAGAAAUCAAGAAAGACAAUGCGAAGAUCACACAUCUGAUUGGAGUUUUACACCUCGAAGGCUCUGUUAAAACAACAAAGCUGAAGCUUACAUGGCUUCCUGAAAUGGAUGAGUUAGUUCAUCUUUCAUUGGUGGAGUUCGACUAUUUGAUAAAGAAGAAAAAG